Molecule: messenger RNA, 1275 nt
Organism: Nothoprocta perdicaria
Lineage: Eukaryota; Metazoa; Chordata; Aves; Tinamiformes; Tinamidae
Gene: SPRYD3
Product: SPRY domain containing 3
Exons: 9
Molecular function (GO): protein binding
Source: RefSeq, a predicted model, not a curated record
CCCCGCAGCUACCACGGGGACUCGGGCGAGGUCGGCUGCUACGUGGCGCCGCGGCCGCUCACCAGGGACAACAACUACUUCGAGGUCUCCAUCGUGGACAGCGGCGUGCGCGGCACCAUCGCCGUGGGCCUCGUGCCCCAGUACUACAGCCUGGACCACCAGCCCGGCUGGCUGCCCGACUCCGUGGCCUACCAUGCUGACGACGGCAAGCUCUACAGCGGCCGGGCCAAGGGCCGCCAGUUCGGCACCAAGUGCAGCUCCGGCGAUCGCAUCGGCUGCGGCAUCGAGCUCGUCUCCUUCGAGGUGCAGACGGCGCAGAUCUUCUUCACCAAGAACGGGAAGAGGGUGGGCUCCACCAUAAUGCCGCUGUCUCCCGACGGGCUCUUCCCGGCCGUGGGCAUGCACUCGCUGGGGGAGGAGGUGCGGCUGCACCUGCACGCCGAGCUGGCCACCGACGAGGACGACAGCGUCAUGAUGGUGGACAGCUACGAGGACGAGUGGGGGCGGCUGCACGACGUGCGCGUGUGCGGCACGCUCCUGGAGUACGUGGGCAAGGGCAAGAGCAUCGUGGACGUGGGGCUGGCGCAGGCGCGGCGCCCGCUCUGCACCCGCAGCCACUACUUCGAGGUGGAGAUCGUGGACCCGGGCGAGAAGUGCUACAUCGCGCUGGGGCUGGCGCGCAAGGACUAUCCCAAAAACCGGCACCCCGGCUGGAGCCGGGGCUCCGUGGCCUAUCACGCAGACGACGGGAAGAUUUUCCACGGCAGCGGCGUCGGGGACCCCUUUGGGCCCCGCUGCUACAAGGGGGACAUCAUGGGCUGCGGCAUCAUGUUCCCCCGCGACUACAUCCUGGACAGCGAAGGCGACAGCGACGAGCCCUGUGACACCGGCGACACGAGGCCCAGGCCCCGCGGCGUCCGCAACGUCCUCUACCUGCACCACGAGGAGGAGGACGACGACGACGACGACGAGGAGGAGGAGGAGGAGGAGGAUGGCGAGGACAUGGAGCAGGGGCACGAGGGCAGGAAGGUCGUGGUGUUCUUCACCCGCAACGGGAAGAUCAUCGGCAAGAAGGAGGCGGUGGUGCCGCCCGGCGGCUACUUCCCCACCGUGGGCAUGCUGAGCAGCGGCGAGAAGGUCAAGGUGGAUCUGCACCCGCUCAGCGGCUGAGGGGCCCCCGCCCCCCCCCGCACUUUAAGGCCUUGCCCCCCCCGAGGGGGAACCCUCUUUGCCCCCAUUUACCCCUGUGGGGUUGGGGGGACUGAUACCCCUCCU